Messenger RNA from Engraulis encrasicolus (European anchovy), 6092 nucleotides. It is a transcript of the gene gfod1, whose product is annotated as glucose-fructose oxidoreductase domain containing 1. The transcript has 3 exons. Lineage: Eukaryota; Metazoa; Chordata; Actinopteri; Clupeiformes; Engraulidae. The coding region runs from base 527 to 1702 and encodes 391 amino acids. The record is from RefSeq and is a predicted model, not a curated record. Gene Ontology annotation, molecular function: nucleotide binding.
CAUCAAUAACAAGUAGCAUUUUACAUCGGAUCUACCCCGGCUCUUUGCUAAGAAAACCAUGGACCCGCUAAGGUUAGUUUUAGCGGAUGGAUACCAAUUUUAAGUAUUCUUAAAAUGGACAGAUUUGUUGGAUUCUUGGUGGUGGUUUAUUGAAAGAAGCGGGCUAACGGCAGCGAGGGAGCGACGUGUAUUGUACAGAGAGCACCACAGGCUGCGUUGCAUAGCUUAGAAGAAACUGUGAUGAGAUGGUGCAUCGGCUUUAGCGAUAUUAGAAGGCUCUAAAUUUCAACAGUGUAUUUUAGGGGGUGGGUGGUGCCUAGGCCGAUUCCCAUGACGAGGUUAGCCGAUCGGGUACGAUGCGAGACAGCGGGUCGUUUUGCGCAGGUGGAUGGCCACCUGAUGUGAGACAGCCGCUGUCCUUUUCUGCGCGUUUUUGCCGCGUUGUUACUGCACUACGAGGCUGCGAUGGUAGUAGCGCCGAAGCCCGGAGUUAUUAAGCUGUGAAGACGGCAUUCAAAGGCGAGCCAUGCUGCCCGGGGUCGGUGUGUUCGGCACCAGCCUGACCGCGAGGGUGAUCAUCCCCCUGCUGAAAAAUGAGGGCUUCUCGGUGAAAGCUCUGUGGGGCCGCACGCAAGAGGAAGCUGAGGAGCUAGCCAAGGAGAUGGAUGUGCCCUUUUACACCAACCGGAUUGACGACGUGCUACUGCACCAGGAUGUGGAUUUGGUUUGCAUCAACCUCCCACCACCGCUAACUAGGCAGAUCGCUGUCAAAACACUGGGUAUCGGAAAGAACGUCAUCUGCGACCGCACAGCCACUCCCCUGGAUGCCUUCCGUAUGAUGUCGGCCGCCCAGUACUACCCCAAGCUGCUGAGCAUCAUGGGUAACGUGCUGCGCUUCCUGCCGGCGUUUGUGCGCAUGAAGGAGCUGGUGGAGGAAGGCUACGUCGGGGAGCUGCUGGUCUGCGAAGCUCAGGUGCACGGCGGCAGCCUGCUGGGCAAGAAGUACAACUGGAGCUGUGAUGACCUGAUGGGAGGCGGCGGCCUGCACUCGGUGGGCAGCUACAUCAUCGACCUGCUCAGCUUCCUGACGGGCCGGCGCGCUUCCAAGGUGCACGGCUUCCUCAAGACCUUCGUCAAGCAGACCGACCACAUCGCUGGCAUACGCCAGAUCACCAGCGACGACUUCUGCACCUUCCAGAUGGUCCUGGACGGCGGCGCAUGCUGCACCGUCACGCUCAACUUCAACGUGCCCGGCGAGUUCCGCCAGGAGGUGAUCAUCGUCGGGACGGAGGGGCGGCUGUCCGUGAGCGGCACCGACCUCUACGGCCAGAAGAACACUGGGGAAGGGGGUCGGCAACUCCUGCUGAAGGACAGCACGGCACUAGGCGACGCGUCUUUACCGGACAAGGCCUUCAGCGACAUCCCCUCGCCCUACCUGAUGGGCACCAUCCGCAUGGUGCAGGCGGUGCGGCAGGCCUUCCAGGGCCAGGAGGACCGGCGCACCUGGGACGGCCGGCCCCUGACCAUGGCGGCUACCUUCGAGGACUGCCUGUACGCGCUGUGCGUGGUGGACACCAUCAAGAAGUCCAACCAGUGCGGCGAGUGGCAGAGCAUCGAGGUGAUGAGGGAGGAGCCGGAGGUCAGCCCCGCCUACCUCAUCAGCGAGGCCAUGAGGAGGAGCCGCAUGUCGCUCUUCUGUUAGCGCAACGCAACGCUAAGCUAAGCUAGUCGCUGCUAGCACUGACUGACUCUGUUGGCGUCAAGGCUUUGUUUCUUUUUUUUAAGGAAUAAACCACACAAACACAAACAAAUUUACAUACAUAAACUCAUACCUCCUCAAGGGGAGUCUAAUGCUGUGCUCUGCCUGGAGACAGCAGGUUUCACACUGGAAGGCAAGCAGCUCUCUAGCAACCUCUGAUGGCUUGGAGAGUGAUUGCGUCGUUUGAGGAAUUUACUGCAUUUACAAAACUGUGGGAAGGAGAACUGUUAUAACACGGUAAUGGCAAGUGAGCCUAUUGUCAAGAAAAAAAAUUAACUGGAAGGCUCCUUGUCCUUCUAUUUGUCCGAAACUGCUUCUGGAUUUGUGUUUUCUCAUUGGGGUUCCUUGUUGAGCCUCCACAGACUAACUUGACUUCCUGACCUGCUGUUGGAGUCUGGACAAGGACCACACACACACACACAGUCAUGGCAACGGGUUUUUAGUGGUUUAUUGUUCCUCAUCUGAGGUGAAUGUCCAAAAAAACAAAACUAAACAAAAAAUAUCAAACAAAGGGAGGCUGUUGUCAAUGUCUGUGUUCUCAGAGCGUUCUUGUGUGUUUGUGUGUGUGUUAGUUGGAGUGCGUGUGUCUGUGUGAGAGAGUGUUGUCACCAGUAAAAAGGAAAAAAAAAUCCCCCCAAAAAAUCAAUAGUUUGGCUGGUAGGGCUUUUAGUGGUGAUCUUUCCCCCUUCCUAUUCCCAUUAGAAUUGCAAUAACCCUGUCUAUCAACCGGCCGACUCCAUGGAUAAUCUAUGUGAACGCUUCCUUUUCGCCUGCCUGCCUCCUGUGUCAUUCCGUUCCGUGUACUGCAAAAGUGUAACUGACAUCCUGCUGCAGUGUUUUCUCACUGAAGUGGCUAGUUGUUUCUCUCUGCGCUUUCUUUCAGCAGUCGAUUGUUUUUCUCAGCGCAUUUCUAUAAAACCAAUGGCAUUAAGACUCAGCCUGCUUGCCACAAGCAUGUUCAAUGCUUCUUAUGUGCGUCCAAAGUCAAUCAGUAGUUGUGGCUUCUGUAGAAUAUGACAGCACGGAUCCUGAGUAGACUGCAUGAGCCUUACUUUACUGUACACUACGCUUGACUAAGCUACGCUGUGCACGCUACCCUAGCUUCAUCCAGCCUAGCUAGCUAGAGAGAAGAGUGCAGGAAGAGGAUGUGCCUUCGAGACCUUCGGUAGUUACUGUAAAUUAAGCCAUGUUGGAGAGGUUUGGUAGCAUUGACAGACACGGGUUGGUGCUUGAAGAUUAGGCCUCAGCAGGGGACAUCAAGUGACAGGAAAUUAUAUAAAAGUUCUUAGAUUUAGCAGUGAUGCCAAAUGACAUUCUGGAAGUGGAUGGAGGUGCAUGUUUGUAGACCAAUGUACUGUACCGCUUUAAAAAUCCAAAUCUUAUCUUAUUAUAUUAAUUUACAAAGCUGUCUUUGUGUGAAACCAGACAUUAGACGUACAGCCUCAGUAGUUCGGAAGCAGUGCACUGCAGCACACUCACAGGAACCUACGAGCCAAAAGAUUGUUUUUUGUUUGACCGGUUAAGGUUGCCAGCUGUUGGUCAUGUCGUAUUACAGUCUGUAAAAAUGCUUUGCCUCAUUCCCACGUUUUCCCCAACUCACGUUUCUUGAGUUUGUGUUCAUUGUCUGAAUGUUUUUUUUGUUGUUGGUGUUGAUAUUAUUUUACGUUUCCUUUUGUUCGAGAAAAAAAUCACCUGCUGUACAAAACCAGGAAGAAAAUGUUUUAUACUUGCUUUCAGUAUAGAAGUAUUUAUUUUUUGGGUCUGCAUGUUAAUCACUGAAAAAUACUCUAAGUCUUUUAUGUGAGAGAAGAGGGAGAUUCAGACAGACAGAGGAACGGACGGACAGGGGGACUGAUGGGUAAAGUGAGGCCUUAGGGCAUACACUUCUGCACAUUCACUGUGACGGCCCUUGUGACGGCCCGUGAAGUGUGUGUAUUUGCGUGUGUGUGUGUGUGUGUGUGUGUGUGUGUGUGUGUGGUGUGUGUGCGCAUGUGCGUGUUUUUUUUUUUUUUACGUUAGCUGGUAUGAAUGGGUGUGCAAUGCAUGCAUGGACACAAGUCCUGCUUUUUUUCUGAAGCCCACUGUCUAUUGAACAACACAUUGUAAGACACAGAUAGAUUUACGUCAGUCUCCGGAGCAUAUUCUUUACCACCAUUGGAAGACCACACUGGGAGAUGUCUAACGAACACUGGAACACACCAAAUAUGUAGACAACAUGCAUUGUUGAGUGGUCUUGUGAGGCUGGCUGGCUUGCUGUUCAGUUAAAGUUGGUGAUUCUGAAGUGAGUCAGCACAAGGCCACAAGAGUGCAUUGUUGAGUGACGCUUCUUUGAGAACUAUGGUUAGUAACCGCAAUGAGGAGGAAGUAAGUGACGCAGUGAGCCCACUUCCUGUCCUUGCAGUGGCUCAGUUCACUGAGGUGAAGGGCUAACUGCCACUCAAUUUGAGAAAUAUAUUUAUAGCUUGUUAUAAUUUCAUUUCAUACAAGAUUGGUGUUCAACAUAGUACAAUUUACCUGUUAUUAUCCACUAUGUGAACAUACUAUAGACUUGAAAUAUGAAACUUGUCUUUCAAACCUUCAUAGUCAAGGUUAACUUUGUUGUGAAAUAUAUCGAUCAUAUCGAUCAUAUUGCUCCUAAUCCAGAGUACACAUAAAAACACUGAAAUCACCAAAGCUUCGGUAGUUUCUGAAACCAAUAGUGAAUCUCCAGUGUCUUUUUCAUCUCCCAGAUUGUCCCCUUCAUACGUUAAGUCUGUAGGAGGUGCUUUGAACAAGGGCUGGGAUGUUUUACACCAUUGAGUGAAAACAUGUGUUUAGAUCCAUCCUACACACCCAUAAACAUGUUUCUACAUUAGACCACUGUUUGCAUAUUUGCUUUACUGUAAAUGGCUAUAAUUGGUUAUGUUGUUGUCUUGGAGACUGCACUUUUUUCUUUUACUUUUUUUUUCAUUUUUUUUGGCGCUGUAUUACGUGUCUUUGAGUUUGUAAGUUUAAGUUCAUCUUUGAACUUCUAUUAGUUGCAUUGAUUUAAUGCACAGGCUCCCUCAUCCCAACUCCCUUCCUCAAUGACUGUUUAAUAACUUAACUGGAAGGAAAAGUCUGAAGAAACAUGUUUAAUGUUGAAAUGUUUAUAUUUUAAUUUAUUUUGAGGUAUUGCGUGAAUGUCUGUGUAUGUGUGAGUGUGUGUGUGUGUGUGUGUCAAAACACUGGAUUUUCACCUGUCUGUGAUGUGAAAGACCGGAAGCUGCGGUCUCGUUGCCAAUGCUAACUGCUAACCGCUAGCUGCGCCACUGUUCCCCAGCCACGCCCACUGACGUCUAGUCCCUCCCAUUGGUGCUAAGCCCCUCCCGUUGAAGACUCGCUCACUCUCCUUGAUGUUUCCUGCUAAGCUAAGCCAGCAAUUUAAAAGACAGGCAUACACAUGAUGUGUGUGUACGCAAGGAAUACUUGAAUCCAUGCAAACCCCAGAUGCAGAUCUUAGGCGUGUGUGUGCACAUGUGCUGCUUCUUCCCCUGGUGAACGUUAUAUAGAUACCAAGGCAGCAUUCGCAAAACUACUGGGUGCAGGGUGGGAGUGGUGGAUUGGAUAUCCUUCUUUUUAUGUGUGUUUCUGUGGGGGAGUGGGGGGUGCUGACUAGGAGACUUUAAGUUGUUUGGCAAGAGCCUCUGGGAUUGGCUGUGAUUCAAGAACGACUUCCAUAGAUAGCUUGCCAUAUACACUCACAUUUUCUCACCCUCCCCUUCACUCUUCUCUUCUUUACUCCCACAUUUUCAUUCUCUCUCCGGUUCCUCCCACGAAAUGUAGAGACAUGUGAAUAGCCCAAAGCUAGCCUCCUCACACACAGACAUAAAAUAGUCAUUGCCAUACACACACCUUAACACUAAGCUUCUUUAUUUCUGCCGCACAGUACAUGCAGACAUACACAACAAGCUCCUCUUUUUUCACAUACACUCUCACCCAGACAAAGCAGGGGGAGGGCUGGUUGCUUGGCGCCUGUGAAUCCUUAUUCAUGUUAAAGGACCCAAAGGGUUGGCCAGACAGAUGCCUGCUGGGAGGAAGAGAGAUGCAUGAUGGGUAGAGGCGUAGCCUAGUGGCCACUGAGCGCGACCGUCCAUCCCAUAGGCAUAAUGCAUGUCUAUAAUCCAUCCCACCCUCCUCUUAGCACGGCUCACUAUUGGUCAUUUACCUCCCGUUACCAAGCCAACAGACUUACGGGAGGAAAAAGUCAUAAUUUCACUUGCCAUCGGGUAUAAUAUUCACUUAGCUCUAUCUUCACAUCUACAGAUGUGAAGGUGACAUUAACCCAUUUCCUGUGUGUGUGCGUGUGUGUGUG